AGUAGCUUCGCUGAAUUUUCGACGGAACAAAUAGUGCUCUGAAAAACAAUGUGUAGUACCAGUGCCGUGGGCUAUUACGUUCCAAUCAGGCAAGAUGAUGGUGUAUCUCCAUGCAAGGAGAAUACAUUUAACAGGCCACGCCAACCAUCGCGUGUCAUGGUCAGAAGAUACGCAUUAACAUCCACGGGCUGCAAAUAUUUGGAAAUUGGAAUCAGCGUAGGACCUACAGCCGAUGUAGAAAUUCUUCUCGGUGAUAAUCGUGGGAAUCAUCUUAGAAUACCAUGGCAUACAUGGAACUCACUAUUCGACUGCUGUACAACCAUCGAAGAACGUGCACAAUUGCCUGGAUCAUCAUUGAUGCAGAUUAAUGAAUUAACGGUGGAAUUUUGUCGGAUGUUUGAUUCGUCGAUUGUAAAGAUGACAAUUGAUAAUAAGUCGCUGUAUUUCAAACCGAAUACAGUAGCAUUUUUAUUUAAUCUUGAGCCAUGUGUAAGCUAUGUGUAUCCGCGGCUCUAUCAAACUGUAGAAGAUGUGAGGAAAAAAUUUAUAACUUUUGUUAACGUGUUGCAACAGAGCAAUGCUGUCAUCGAAACAUUAGAUACGCGUAGUGCUGCUAAAAUCAUACGUGACAGCGAAUAUUACUGCAGGGAUUAUCUUGUAGAUUGCGAACUGUUAGCAUGCGCCAUCAAUGAUAUUGUAAUUGAAGCUCGUAAGAAAAAACGUAACAAUAUAUUACCGAAACAUUAGAUACGCGUAGUGCUGCUAAAAUCAUACGC
Colletes gigas is the source of this 776-nucleotide messenger RNA. RefSeq lists its product as uncharacterized. The transcript is spliced from 2 exons. The coding region runs from base 49 to 747 and encodes 232 amino acids. NCBI's taxonomy places the organism in Eukaryota, Metazoa, Arthropoda, Insecta, Hymenoptera, Colletidae. The record is from RefSeq and is a predicted model, not a curated record.